UAGGGAGCAGCCUGUUGCCGGCAGCCCUCAGCUUUAGACACAGCGAGGCGUGGAGCGGCCUCAGCACCUAGGCCUUACCCUCCCGGAGGGGGCUGGCCGCCCCGGCCGGGCUGCGCCGGAUCAUCCCACCCCGCCGGGCGGUCACCUCAGCAGGAGGAGUCGCCGUCGUUUCGCCUCCGCUCCCGCAAGACCUGACGGCAGUACGCCUCGCCGCGCCGAGCCCGUCGCCAUGCAAACAGGGAAGACAGCCGGGAGCCGGGAGGGCUGCAGGCCCUUACAGCUCACCAUGAAGAGGGGCUACGAGGUGCUCCGUGACCCGCACCUCAACAAGGGCAUGGCUUUUACCUUGGAGGAAAGGCAACAACUGAAUAUCCAUGGACUGUUACCACCUUGCUUUCUCAGUCAAGAUGUGCAAGUUUUGACUAUUCUUAAGAAUUUUGAAAGGCUGACAUCCGACUUAGACAGAUAUAUUCUACUAAUGAGUCUUCAGGAUCGAAAUGAAAAGCUUUUCUAUAAAGUGCUGACAUCUGACAUUGAAAAGUUCAUGCCUAUUGUUUAUACUCCCACUGUGGGACUGGCGUGCCAGCAUUACGGUUUAGCAUUUCGGAGGCCACGGGGUCUUUUUAUUACAAUACAUGACCGUGGACACAUUGCUGGAAUGCUGAAGUCCUGGCCAGAAAGUGUCAUCAAGGCUAUUGUAGUGACAGAUGGAGAACGUAUUCUUGGUCUUGGAGACCUUGGCUGUUAUGGAAUGGGCAUCCCAGUUGGUAAACUGGCACUUUAUACAGCAUGUGGAGGAGUAAAACCUUUUGAGUGCCUACCUGUGAUGUUGGAUGUGGGAACAGAUAAUGAGGCAUUGCUGAAAGAUCCUUUGUAUAUUGGGCUGAGACAUAAGAGAAUCAGAGGUCAAGCCUAUGAUGAUCUUCUUGAUGAAUUCAUGGAAGCUGUGACUUCAAGUUAUGGCAUGAACUGUCUCAUUCAAUUUGAGGAUUUUGCUAAUGUUAAUGCAUUCCGCCUGCUGCAUAAGUACCGUAACAAGUAUUGCACUUUCAAUGACGACAUUCAAGGAACAGCGUCUGUUGCGGUUGCAGGUCUUCUUGCAGCUCUGCGUAUCACUAAGAACAGGUUAUCGGAUCACACAGUGUUGUUCCAGGGAGCUGGAGAGGCUGCACUGGGGAUAGCAAACCUAAUUGUUAUGGCUAUGGAAAAAGAAGGGAUGUGUAAAGAUGCAGCUGUCAAAAGGAUAUGGAUGGUUGACUCAAAGGGCUUGAUAGUGAAGGGGCGUGCCUCAGUAACAGAAGAGAAAAGUCGUUUUGCACAUGAACAUGCUGAAAUGAGAAAUCUAGAAGAUAUUGUUAAAGAUAUAAAACCAUCCGUGCUAAUAGGAGUCGCUGCAAUUGGUGGUGCUUUUACUAAAGAAAUUCUUCAGGAUAUGGCUGCUUUCAACAAAAAUCCUAUUAUUUUUGCUCUCAGCAAUCCUACCAGCAAAGCAGAGUGCACUGCUGAGCAAUGCUACAAAUAUACAGAGGGACGUGGUAUUUUUGCCAGUGGAAGUCCUUUUGAUCCCGUCACUCUUCCAAAUGGAAAAACUCUAUAUCCUGGGCAGGGUAACAAUUCCUACGUGUUCCCUGGAGUUGCUCUCGGUGUUAUUUCGUGCGGACUGAAACAUAUUGGCGAGGACGUGUUCCUCACAACUGCUGAGGUAAUAGCUCAGCAAGUUUCAGAGGAGAACUUACAGGAAGGCCGCCUGUACCCUCCUUUAGUCACAAUUCAGGAGGUGUCACUGAAGAUUGCUGUGAGGAUUGCAGAAGAAGCCUACAGGAAUAACACCGCCACCACCUACCCUAAACCCAAGGACCUUGAAGCCUUCAUCCGUUCGCAGAUGUACAGCACUGAUUAUAACAGCUUUGUGGCUGACUCGUACACCUGGCCUGAAGAAGCGAUGAAAGUGAAACUGUAAAUACUUCACGAAGAAUAAGCAAAUCAGCAGCAGUGGAAAAGCACUGAAAUAUUCAGAAGGUUUCUGCCUAGAGAGCCGAAGAGUAGAUAAUUUUGUAAGAUUCAGAACAAGUUUUCUAAAUCGCAAUGUUUGAUUAGAAACUCAGAUUAAGAAGUCGUAAUGAUACACAAAACAAAAUAAACAUUAAUCUGAGGGUUGUA
Messenger RNA from Coturnix japonica (Japanese quail), 2160 nucleotides. It is a transcript of the gene ME1, whose product is annotated as malic enzyme 1. Gene Ontology annotation, cellular component: mitochondrion. Gene Ontology annotation, molecular function: malate dehydrogenase (decarboxylating) (NADP+) activity; NAD binding. Lineage: Eukaryota; Metazoa; Chordata; Aves; Galliformes; Phasianidae. The record is from RefSeq and is a predicted model, not a curated record. Gene Ontology annotation, biological process: pyruvate metabolic process; malate metabolic process.